AUGGAAUUGUUCAAGGCUUUUCGAUUGAUUACUAUCCCAAUUACCCUCUUAAUCAUUUCGCCAACGUUGAUUAACGGGCAGAUUAGCACGCCAUGCACAGCCUCAAUGAUCAGCAACUUCACCCCAUGCAUAAAUUAUAUCACUGGGAGCAGCAGCAAUGGCACGUCACCACCAACACAGAGCUGUUGCAGUUCGGUAAAGUCGUUAUUGGGCACCGGCACGGACUGUGCUUGCCUUCUCAUAACUGCCAGUGUCCCAGUCCAACUGCCCAUUAACCGAACCCUGGCGCUCUCUCUUCCUCGAGCUUGUAACAUGGGGGGCAUCCCAUUACAGUGCAAAGCCUCCGCUAGUCCCUUAGCGGCUCCAGGUCCUGCCUUACUAGGGCCAACAGCUUCUUCUCCUUUAAGUCCGAGAGCUUCUAAGGCAGUGGCAGAAGCUCCUGCACCACAAUCUGGGACAGCUGAUGAUCUGCAGCCAACAUCUCCACCAGUAGAAUCAGAAGCUCCAACACAAUCUACUCCAGGGAGUGGUCGACUGACCCCAUCACCAUCAGCAUCUACUCUAUCUUAUGUUUCCCCACCCUCUCUCCUACUCAUAAUUUUGGGACUCGUGGUUUAUAAGUCCUACUGA
This is a messenger RNA of Prunus dulcis (almond), 630 nucleotides long. Its product is annotated as non-specific lipid-transfer protein-like protein At2g13820. Bases 1 to 630 code for a protein of 209 amino acids. NCBI's taxonomy places the organism in Eukaryota, Viridiplantae, Streptophyta, Magnoliopsida, Rosales, Rosaceae. The record is from RefSeq and is a predicted model, not a curated record. The transcript has 3 exons.